Styela clava is the source of this 7765-nucleotide messenger RNA. RefSeq lists its product as uncharacterized. Gene Ontology annotation, molecular function: extracellular matrix structural constituent. The record is from RefSeq and is a predicted model, not a curated record. Lineage: Eukaryota; Metazoa; Chordata; Ascidiacea; Stolidobranchia; Styelidae.
CUUCUUUUGGUAUAAUAUAUAGGUGAAGUCCCAAAUUGUAUGGGUGCCUGUAGCAGUUACAGCUCAUUAGUCAAGGAAACGGGAGUACUGCACAGUUCGGCGUUUGGUGCUGUCAAGUUGCACCCGAGUACAAACUAUUCCAAUCGACCACACAACCUUGUUUGAAGACGGCUCAGGGCUGUUGUUUUAGGUUGUCAUCAGUUCAGUGGACUUCCUGUUGUCCGCGUGAAGGCAUGGUUUAACAGAGUUUACUAGUGAAAAAUUCUGAAGGGCCCACUUUUAAUCGUAACCAGAAGUUUUUGUGUUUUAUUGGCGAGCUGAAACUUCGCCUCCUCGAAGGACUGUAAUUGAAGGAUUAUACGACAAGUGGAUGUAGCGGUUGAAACGUUUACGUCGACAACGUCGCGAGAGUGACACAAUACAUCGGCAACGACACACCUGGGAUUGGUUUCCUCGUUGGCGGCGGAGUAAUGCUUUAUUCUUUCCAAAAUUCGACAUUCUACAUCGGCGGAAAUUCUCUAUCAUCACCGGCCUUCCAAUUGGCGACAAACAAGACAAACUAUAUAUUGUUUGUAUUCAUACUGAAGUAACUGGUAUUUACUUUAACAGUGUAAAAAGAAGCUUAGGGUGUGAAGAUUGUUGAAUACGUCACCCUACCAAUGCCCAGUUAUCGCGGUGAUUGUCAGCUUCCUAUCGUUCAAAAAAAUUGGCAUUACAAGUGUGCGAACAGCGAAAACACUUAUAGGUGGAAAAUCAACGACGUUAUUAGGAAGCACAUUUGCUCCGCCGCCAAGUCACGAGCGGGAGAACAGGAAACGUAUAGAUUAUUGUGGACGAUUAUCGUUGCAUUGCUUUUGUGCCUGGUGUUUGAAGUUGAAUUCGGAACAGCAUCCAGAAGAAACAUAACGCGCUCAGAAAUAAAUGUUGUGUCUCGAUUGCAAUUUCAAAAAAUUUCUCUUAAACAUUCGGAAUAUCUAACAUACCGAAAUAAAGUUGCUUCAAUAAAGAGGGGAACGCACAUUACAAAAUCUCUUCGUAGAUUGAGGCUCUGGGAGUUAUUAUCAGUUCCAGAUCCAAUACUAGCUGAUUCAAAAUUAUCGUUGUCUUUGAUUGUAUCAAUUCUUCCGAGCAUAAACAGAACUACACCAUACUACUUGCUCUCCGUACAGGACGUCAAUAGACGAAUGCAAUUUGGAAUAAAGAUUUAUCGGGAUCGUGUUCAGCUGAGUUACAAAAAGCAUCAUCGGUAUUUCAAAAUUUUAACUUUGUCUGAUGAGCAUCAACAAGACGAAAACACAGAAAAGAACUAUACAAGCUUUGCUCUUUUAUUUGAAGACGGGGUUGUCACGUUCCUCCACGAAUGUGGGGAUAUUGAGCAAAAAAGAAAAUUCCCGGAUUUACGUAUGCGGGAUAUUCUUUCAGAAAGUCACACAGCUGGAGCAAAAUUACUCAUUGGGCGUCGCAGAUCAAAAGUGACUUCUUUUGAGGGGGAAAUAUGCCAGCUAACUAUACACCGUGGACAACAAGCAGCUUACAAUUAUUGCAAACAACUACGCAGGCGAUGUAGAACAGCAAGCAUGAAUCUUCUUCUACGGAAACCUGGUGAAAUACGGGAAAAAGAAACCAGCGUUAACAGCAAUCCUGUGGUACAAGGAACAACGCCGAAGGGGAUACCACCUGUAAAUCAUGCUUUUACACGCACUUUUUAUAGGAAAAAUUUUAAAAAUCCAUCAGCAAAGAUUUUACAAGAAAACAAAAAACACUCUAAUAUACAAAAUUUUAUCGUGGCUUCUCAAGAAAGAUCGCGUGAUAUUAAUGAAGACGUGAGGUGGCGCACCAAACCUCUACGCGAAAACUCAAAUUCAAUAAUCAAUUAUAAAGUUGACACUGUUAAUUCAAAUACUUUAUUAUAUAAAGACAGCAUAUCUUCACCAUAUUUAUAUAGCAAUAACAGAGGGUAUGGGAGACCUCAAGCAUUUACUUCAAGAAAAGUUCUUUCAAAAUCUUUUCGUCCGUCUGACGAGGACGACGUUCUUAAAUAUAAGCAUUCGCAAUACACUUCGGCUGCAACAGGUUCAGUUUUAGUGGCGAGUAGUACACCACAAGGAACAGACAACGAGGAAAUUACUAAAAACAUGCAGUUAGAAAAUGCAAAGACUAUUUUACCAAGUAAUACAACGCCUUUGCGGAAAGCUCAAAGGCCACUAACAACACCGCUGCCAACAACUGCACCGUCAGACCCUUUGCUCCAUGUGCCAAAAUUGCAAACGGUGCUACCUCAGGAAUACGAGAUUACCACACCAACUUCAAUCCAUUUUCUUGCCAACACAAAAAUUAUACCACCUAAAAUCAAUAAGGACGAAGCGUCGUCUGAAUCUUCACUUGAAUCUACUGUCGAUUGGUUACAAGACCAGACUGCUCAAGAAAAUACGUUCACCGGAACCACGCCGAUUUCUACUGGCAGUGUAGUAGAUAUUACAACACCUCAAAUCAUAGAAAGCCAUCAUAAUCAUACAACGGCAGCAACAGAAACCAAAAGUAAUGAAACCAAUAUCACAUGGGAGCCCAUGAUUAACGUCACGAUUGGACAAUUCACUUACACCGUACCUGCGUCAUCUUCUUCCUUUAUGAUGUGUGAAGAUCCAAGUUCCAAAGAAAAAAAGGAAGAAACGAAGUUGUAUUUAUGUGGUGUUGUUGGACAGAAAGGCGAAGUGGGACCACCUGGCCCUCCAGGACCAAAUGGAAGACCCGGCAGAUCUGGACGAGAAGGACCAAUAGGAAUGUAUGGAGCUUACGGAAUGCCAGGAUUACCAGGAGAUCCAGGUCAGAAGGGAGAAAAGGGCCACUCCGGAGCUUUUGGACUAAAGGGGCCUAUAGGCAUGCAGGGUUACAAGGGAGUCAAGGGACAAAUUGGCGAACCUGGUAUGGUCGGACUACCGGGAGUCGACGCCGGUCAUGGCCCGUCUGGUCCACCCGGAUAUCCGGGCUCGCAAGGCAGAGAUGGUGAAAAGGGACCAAACGGCUAUCCUGGCAGGCAGGGUGAACCAGGUCCCAGUGGAAGGAUCGGAAUUUCUGGUCCUGAGGGCGAAGUCGGAGCCACGGGGCUACCAGGCCUUCCUGGUUUACCUGGUGUCAAUGGCGAAAUAGGUAUGAAAGGAAAACCCGGUACUCGAGGAUUGCAGGGACCACCUGGCGACCCUGGGCCCAAUGGCAUACCCGGAAUUGACGGACAACCUGGACGUUCAGGUAAACGAGGCCAAGUUGGACUUCGAGGGCCGAUGGGAGAACGCGGUCCACCGGGUCUUCGAGGAAAACUCGGUUCCUCUGAACUCAAGGGAUUUCCAGGAGAUAACGGCCCACAAGGAUUGAAAGGUGAUAAGGGAAACCGUGGAUUCCGUGGAUCAACUGGCAAAAAAGGAUCGAAAGGAGAUCAGGGAGAAAUUGGAAUGAUGGGAGCACAAGGAAAACCAGGACGACCUGGUAGAAACGGAACAGCUGGGGAUCCGGGAACUCAAGGAGAACCAGGAGCACCUGGACCAAAGGGUUACGAAGGUCAUGAGGGAAAUCGAGGUGAUUCAGUUCCUGGCGAAAAAGGCUUUCCUGGGCAUCGAGGAGAAAGAGGAUACCACGGAAGACGCGGAUUACCAGGAAGUCCAGGUUUAGAUGGAAAAAAUGGAACGGUUGGAGAAAAGGGCAAAAAAGGAAAGGUUGGAAUUCAAGGAAAAUCUGGAUAUAUCGGUGUGAAGGGUUAUCCUGGAGAACCCGGACGAACUGGAGAAAUAGGACCAAAGGGGGUACCAGGAGUUCCAGGUUCAGGUGGGAUGUCCGGAUUUGAAGGUUUCAAGGGCGACAGAGGAGAGCAGGGCAAACGAGGUCCACUCGGGUAUAAGGGGCCCACGGGCCAUCGUGGUAUACAGGGGUUACCUGGCGUCGUUGGUGCCCCAGGACUUAUGGGCCCACCAGGAGUGACUGGACCGACAGGGAAGCCAGGUGAAAUGGGCAAUAUGGGACCGAGAGGGCCACCUGGACCGAAAGGCGAGAACGGAGACGAAGGAAAACGUGGUCUGGUUGGGGAUACAGGACCAGAAGGAAUGUUUGGUAUUGCUGGCGAACGUGGAGAGCCUGGAGAACCUGGACCCAAAGGCUACCCGGGUGAAAACGGAGAGACAGGACCAGACGGCGACAAAGGAACGAUCGGAUAUCCGGGAGAUAUGGGAAUAGUUGGAGUAGAAGGGAACGCAGGAGAACCAGGCCAAAUAGGACUUGACGGACUCGAGGGAAAACCCGGAACACCGGGAGAAAAUGGACCAAGGGGGAAGAAAGGACAACAAGGUCCACCUGGUAUACCUGGUAGAGAAGGUCCACCAGGACCUCCUGGAACAAUUGGGGAUCCAGGUGUGCAUGGUAAAGAUGGAGUAAAAGGAGAUCCUGGAGGACCGGGAGAAGAUGGCAACGAAGGAGAUCCUGGUGACACGGGCAACGUUGGAAAACGCGGUCCGCCUGGAAUACAGGGUUACCAAGGACCGAGAGGAAGACAACUUAAAGCCGGUUCUGAUGGACCAAAUGGUCUGCCUGGCAUAAAGGGCGAAAAAGGCAAGCGCGGACCGACUGGAGUUCCCGGUGAGAAAGGCACAGAAGGGGAAUCAGGAUUGAAAGGUUUGAAAGGGAAACGUGGUGAUAGAGGUUUACAGGGUCCUCCUGGGGAUGAAGGUGUUCGAGGGCCAAUCGGAUUGAAAGGAUUUCAGGGGUUUCUUGGACCGCCCGGUCGAGAAGGCGAGAAAGGCACAAUGGGAGUGAAAGGUAUUUCUGGAGAACCUGGUGCAAAAGGUACCCGUGGAAAUAUUGGAGAUAUGGGUGCUAUGGGACAUCCGGGUAAAGACGGCGAACAAGGAAAUCAAGGAUAUGCAGGACCGAGAGGACAAUCAGGACCAAGAGGGCCCGAUGGAGACCGCGGAAAACUGGGACAUGCUGGCCUUCGCGGGAAACCAGGAAAGCCGGGCGUGCCUGGACAGAGGGGUAUAAACGGCACAAAAGGUGAACCAGGGGCACUAGGAAAUACCGGAUCACCCGGCAUUGUUGGACCAGAUGGACGCCUCGGACAACCUGGACUAAAGGGUGCUGCUGGAGAAGCUGGACCAUUUGGACCGCCCGGAAGAGAUGGAUCUAUCGGACCAAUGGGAUCAUCUGGUGAUCCGGGACCCAGGGGAGAUGCGGGAAGACCUGGGCGACCAGGUAUCCAAGGGCGACCUGGGCUGAUGGGAGAUAUAGGACUUCCAGGACCAAGGGGUGCAAAAGGGAUGCCGGGAGAGACGGGAACACAUGGAAUUCCGGGUGCAGAAGGUGUAGAGGGUGAUCGUGGUGUUAAAGGAGAGAUGGGAGACAAAGGCACCAAGGGUUUGAAGGGAAAUAGAGGGAUACCUGGACUAGCUGGCCUACAGGGAGAAUCGGGAAUACCUGGAGCUGUUGGAUUGCCGGGACCUACCGGCCCACGUGGACCUCCGGGAUCAGCAGGACGUGUUGGUGUUCAAGGACCGAUAGGCGGAACAGGCUUCAAAGGUGCAGAAGGACCAGCUGGCUGGAUGGGAGAACCUGGCGGAGAAGGAAUGCCUGGAUAUCGCGGAGAUCGCGGACGACCGGGUCCACCAGGACCACCAGGUCCGGAUGGUCAUUUUACGAAUCAAUGGUCUGACCAAAAAGCUGGAACCAACAAUGGGAACACUGCCAUACUGAAUGAUGCAUCACCUCUAACAACGGUCAGCAACAGAGGACAGGGUGACCAUGGUGUUGUAGAACCUCAAGACAGUUAUGAUUAUGCAAUUGAUUUAGGAGAUUUUGGCAGGGAGAUUCAAUAUAACAUGCAACAUUUGUACGAUGCUAUUCGUAAUAUAAGAAAAACAAGUGGACAAAGUAAAAAACAGUCAGCAACUACUUGCCAAGAUUACAAAUUUUUUCAUUCUGAACUUUCCAAACGUGAGGGAAGAGAAAACCGUCUACAAAAUGGUAUAUUUUGGAUUGAUCCAAACGAAGGAUGCAUGAACGAUGGAUUUCAAGUUGAAUGUUUGUUUCAAAAAUCCACGUUGACCUGUUUGCCUUCUAUUGCUUUUAAUUCAAGCAUGAAUAUUCAAGAUGAGGGUCCAAAUAUGAUCGAGUACUUUCAAGAUAUUUUCGUGGACCACAAACUAGGACGGUAUCUACAUAGUAAAAAGAGAAAUAACCAUCUGCCUGUGCCUAAUCUUGCCAAAUCACAGAGAUCGUUCUUACAUAUGCGAAGUACAUAUGCACAACAGGUCGUUACGAUCAAAUGCAUGAACUUUGACCUGUGGUCGAUUGAUAACACCACAAUGAAUAACGGAAGUUCUUUCAGAACGCAGGACUUGAUACUUCACUCAUGGAAUAAUAAAAUAUUGCAUGCGUCUCAAACAUCUACUACAAAACAAAAAAAUAGAGUUCAUAUUGAAAUUUUACAUGAUAACUGUAGGGUAUUUGAUGGUGAUUGGAAGGGAGCUGUUUUAUACAUAAAAUCCUAUGACGUGAACAUACUUCCAGUAACCAGAAUCACGUGGCCAAAACCGUUGAAUUAUGAAGUUCAUAUAGACGUAGGGAAGGUCUGUUUCACAUAAAUUAUAAAGCAUCAAAAAAUGUUGAUCCUCGCUGUCGUUCUUGCGUAAGAGAGAAAGACGAGUGCACGUAAACGGAUACCACAGAGAAAUCUAUCAAGGCCAAAUUUAUAAACCAAGUAUUGGAAUCAACAAUAACUAAGACAUUUUCUUUUGUUUCUUAAAUCUUAUCCAUCUUUCACAUUCAAAUAUACAAUUUUUUUAUGUCGCUUUCUUGAUCAAACAUAUAUUAUGUAGAAAUUUGCUUUAAUGCUUUUCGCCCUGAGCAUUUAAAUCUCGCAUCCUGAAAAUGUAAAAGUGCUUAUUUCGAUAGCUCGAUGAUGCAGAUGCAGUCAAUGUGUGUUUGUUUGUUUUCGCCUUUACAAUGCGCAAUUUUAGGCUAAUUAUCAUUACAGAUUCAACAACUAUUUACUGACGUUAUUACUAAGUACAGUGUUUCUGACAUUGGUGGUAUAUGGGAAGAUGUCCAAUUUCUUGAAAUAUUAAUUGGGGACUUUUUUAAAAUUCACAGUAUUUUUACGUAAUUUAUUUAUAAUGUGAGCGUAUUGCUCGACUUUGACUUGUUUACCAUCAGCAUAUUUUCGUUAUUUUUUAGAACGCUACCUAUUUUCUGCUAAAUAUUAAAUAUAUAUUUCAUUUUGUUGGUUUUUUAUUUGCUUCCUUUUUUGUAUUCUUGCUGAUAUCGCUGCCACGUCAUUGAGGUCACAAUUUUUAGUUUCGUGUACUUUUCUUACUUGUUAUUUUGUGCAAGAGAUAUCAAUUAGAGAAUUCUAAUUCUAAUUUAUAUUUUUGUCGAAAUGGGAAUAUUGUGACCCUAUCAAUUUUAGAGAAUAUGUCUCUAUUAGAAUUGGACCUUGAAUUUGAUAACAAAAUCACAAUACAACAUCGCAUCGCGUUGCGACGUUUUUUUCUUAUGGGACAGCAUAUCCCAAUGUUUAUAGAUUUCUGUGUAUUUUUUGAAGACGAGUAAUCAAGUACAUUCACUCUAGAAAGUGUGAACGAAUGGAACCUAAAUGCCUAUUUUUUGCUUUUUUUUCUAAUUUCUUUGCUUUUUAUUGCGAAUAUAUUAUUCUACCUAUUCAGCAUAAUAGCCUACCUUUUUACUCUUCUAAGUAAUUAAAUAAAAACAUUAUUCCAGCAAUUGUUAA